AUGACACUCGAAACGUCAUCUACCGCAUAUGCCUGGGGCGGCACCAGCGAAAAAACCAUUCUUCCCCAGUAUGGAGCAUGUUGGAUGGAGGCGCUGGAUUUCUUGCAGGACGGUUGCAGGCUACUCUCAGAUUCGGUACAUAUUGAUAUUGCUCUUCGUUUCACCAACUGUUUCAUGAUAAUGUCGGGCCAAGGAACAACGCUCGAGUGCCAUUCCGAAAGAACUGAAGCUCUGAAACGGCUUUGCAUGAGCGAAAUGUCUGACCGAAAUUUUGCCGUCUAUACCGAGUUCUUCACGCAAGCACAAAGCAUGUGUUAUUUUCUACAAAAUCUUGCAUGGCAUCACGAGACGGAAAAAAUGAUAAAUCGAUUGUUCACGUUUUCCCAAGCAGCUACCGAGCAGUUAGAAACGGUGUACGGUCUGCAGAAUGUGCUUUUGCAGAAGUUACACGAGCAAUACAAUAUUCAAGCAGAACUGUUGAUCCUCGGUCGAAAUUUGUCACUUACACUGGAAGGAUCUAAAUCGUCGCUUGAAACACUAACCUACGAUCUGAAACAAUCCACCGUACAACAUUCGCUAGUGCUAGAGGAGCUAUUUCACGAGUUCCAUCAGUUGCAUCGCUGGAUUGUUGGUCGUUAUGCAUUUGUGGAUGGAUUAAUAUUUUACUUUUCGUAUCUUACUUUUCUCUUGAUAUUAACAUCUAUUAAACGAACUGCCAGUGCAAGAGGCCUGCUCUUGCACUCGGACGAAGUUAGCUAA
Molecule: messenger RNA, 759 nt
Organism: Anopheles nili
Lineage: Eukaryota; Metazoa; Arthropoda; Insecta; Diptera; Culicidae
Exons: 3
Coding region: 1-759 (252 amino acids)
Source: RefSeq, a predicted model, not a curated record